Oncorhynchus nerka (sockeye salmon) is the source of this 2182-nucleotide messenger RNA. Its product is annotated as lysophosphatidic acid receptor 6-like. The transcript is spliced from 6 exons. Gene Ontology annotation, cellular component: plasma membrane. The record is from RefSeq and is a predicted model, not a curated record. NCBI's taxonomy places the organism in Eukaryota, Metazoa, Chordata, Actinopteri, Salmoniformes, Salmonidae. The coding region runs from base 598 to 1533 and encodes 311 amino acids. Gene Ontology annotation, biological process: positive regulation of Rho protein signal transduction; phospholipase C-activating G protein-coupled receptor signaling pathway. Gene Ontology annotation, molecular function: G protein-coupled receptor activity.
AUUUAUUCCUAUUUAACAAAUUUUUCAAAUAUGAAGACAAAUAUAUAGUAAAGAAAUAGUGUUCUCUUUCCGUUUUUUUCCGUCCUCUGGAGCAGCAGGUUGUCACCGUCAAAAUCACCGUCUUUUGCGCAACACAAGUUAGAACUCAUCAAAUCCCAUUGUGACGUAGAGAGGGACACUAUUUGGCCAGGGGGACAUUAUUUGACAUGACAGGCCCUUGAUAGGAAACGUAAAAGAGAGGCUGUGUGUGUGUGAAUGCAAUGAGAGCUUCCCCUUAUAAACGCAGAAGAGAAACAGUCAAUAAUGUCACAGACAGAGAGACAUACAUUUACAACACAGAUAUAGAGUGAGAGAAGAAUGAGAGAAGACAUGGAAAAAGAGAGCAGAGAGAGAGAGAGAGAGAAAAAGAGUGGUGUGAGAGAGAGGGACUACUCCUUCUUUGCAGACUGAUGAUUCAGACCUUGUCUGCAGUUCAGAGCGAAAAGAGAGAGGAACCAAGGUACCUGCGAUUUACUGUAGAUCUCAAGAACUUCAGAAAGAGAAUCUCCCACUCACAGAAUCAUCCAACAGAAAAGCACCACCAAAGACGAGGUAACCAUGACCAUCAACACCACCCAUAACUGCACUGAGCCCCAGAUUAACCUCAUUUUCGUGGGGGUCUACGUCAUUGUCUUCACCGUCGGCCUCUUCCUCAAUCUCACAGCACUGGUAGUCUUCUUCUGUUAUACCAAGUUGUGGUCCCACACCAUGGUCUACAUGACAAACCUGGCCAUCGCAGACCUCCUCCUGGUCCUCACUCUGCCCCUGAGGAUCUACUACCAUCUGGGCUUGUCCGGGUUACCUCAGGUCUUGUGUGAAGGGAUGGGCCUGGUUCUUCUGGUCAACAUGUAUAGCAGCAUAUUCCUCCUCACCUGCAUGUGUUUUGACCGCUGCAUGGCCGUGUGCCUACCCAUGUUGUCCUGGGUCCAGGAGGGGCGUAAGAAAGCCCCGCUGGUCUGCCUUGGGGUGUGGCUGCUCACCGCAGGCGCCAGCCUCCCCAUCUACAUCUCCAAACGCAGAGAGGUGUCAAAGGACAUCGAGGUCAAUUGUUUCGGGAACCUCCCAGUCUACGCCAUGCAGCCCAUGGCGGUCGCAUCGACUUUAACAGUCGGCUUCGGCAUCCCCUUAUUGGUGAUGUUAGUCUGUUCCUGGGCAUUGAUCCAGGCCAUCACAAGGAGCUCCAUAGCCCAAACAGACUUCAUCGACUCUGGGAAGAUUCAGAGGAUGAUCACCAUCAGCCUGGUGAUAUUCCUCACCUGUUUCCUGCCCUACCAUGGGACUCUGGCCCUCCUCUAUGUCCAUAGGGAGGCGAUAACAUGCCCCCUUCUGGCAGCAUACCACUAUAGCCUAAUGGUGGCCUGUCUGAAUGCCAUGUUGGACCCACUAGCCUACUACUUCACAACAGACACGUUCAGGAGGAAGAUGGAUAAGGAUUCUGUCAGAACAGCUCUUAGAGGAACAACAGGGAAUCCAGAGGACCAGUCGAUACUUUAAAGAUGUUCCAUCAAGGGCGUAACAGUUUCUUGAACAUUGGGGGGACGGAGUCUAACAUUUGGGCAUUAUGGAUGUUCCCUGUAAACAGUCACAGCUCUGAGGGGAUCAACAUGAGGGGAUCCAGGGGACCUGUCAAUACCUGAAAGACUUUAAAUAUAGUUCAAAUGUGGAGUCUUUAUAACAAUUGUGAAUUUAUAAAAGGAUCCACAGGCAUACGAUUCUCAUUGAACUUUUUUCCAAUGAAGUCUCGUCUACAGAGCUGCAUCGGUUAUUGACGUUUGCAGAUGUUACACAUGAGGCUAAUGCAGGCCCAGGUGUCCAUGGCUCAAAUUGUGUCGGGAUCUACUAAUUCCUGCUGGGUCUUUGCUUUGGGAAUCCUGUUUUGUUGACUUUUCAGCCUUUCACUGACAUUUAAUUGGUUGAUGAAAAGUAGCUAACUAAACUUUCGGAUGAAAUACACCAACAGAGUGGACAGAGGCCAGGCUUUGUGUAAUUCAGCUCCAACUACAUUGAUUCGCCCAAGGUCAAUGCUUAAACAUUUUAUAAUUAUGAAACGCUUACCUCCUGUCUAUGUUUGUACUCUUUAGUUGCGUGCCUUUCUUUGUUUGCUGAAAUCCAUGCUUUUUCAAGAAACAUGAAUCAAAUACAA